Girardinichthys multiradiatus is the source of this 2819-nucleotide messenger RNA. It is a transcript of the gene creb3l3l, whose product is annotated as cAMP responsive element binding protein 3-like 3 like. The record is from RefSeq and is a predicted model, not a curated record. Gene Ontology annotation, biological process: regulation of transcription by RNA polymerase II. Gene Ontology annotation, cellular component: nucleus. Gene Ontology annotation, molecular function: RNA polymerase II cis-regulatory region sequence-specific DNA binding; DNA-binding transcription factor activity, RNA polymerase II-specific. The coding region runs from base 138 to 1607 and encodes 489 amino acids. The transcript has 10 exons. Lineage: Eukaryota; Metazoa; Chordata; Actinopteri; Cyprinodontiformes; Goodeidae.
CGCGUUUUUUGCCUCGUUGGAAGGUGGUUUCGGUAGGAAGCUCUCUGUUGACGGUAGCCGAAGAGAAAAGCUGAGUAGAGAAACGAAAAGGCAAUUGAACGAGCGUUUGAGUUGGUCAAAUCCUCUGUCAUCAAACGAUGUCGGUCACUCAGGACCUUCCAGACAUGGACGGGACAGACCUCUUCGGGCUCUUGUUCCAAGAUUGCAACAAUGGAUGUACUGAGCCCUUUUUUCAGGAUGAGAAUGGGCUUAUUGAAUCCUGGCUGUCUGAGCAAGAUAUACUGACAGGUAUGGAUACGGAGGAUUUCCUGUCCAGCUUGUUAGAUGGGGAUGACAACGUGGAGGCCUUCUCUCCCUCUCAUUCCCCACUAGGGAGCGACAGCGGCAUUUCCGAUGACAGCAGCACUGGGGCUGGAAACAACAACGCUCUGGGAAGUCCUCAUGGCAGUGAAAGCGACAUAGUUCCCAGUCCCGUGAACUCUGAUCCCGGCCUUACCUUCGAGGAGCUCCAAACGGAGAGCCCUGAGACCUUGUCAAUCCAUGCAGAUCACAGUUACUCUCUGCUGCAGAACGGAGCCAGGGACAUGGACGUCCUGGAGAGUGUCCGGUCAGAGAAGCCAGAUACAGAUGUUUUCAUUGAUCUGGAUGACCUGGUGAGUGAUGCCAUGGAGGAGGACUUCACCACCGAGCUGCCUUGUACUUUGGCCAUAGAGAACUGUGCACAGGAUUUAGCACAACUUGGCAAAGAUGAGCAGUUCCAGUUCAAAGAGAUCGUUCUCACUGAGGAGGAGAAGCGGCUUCUGGCAAAAGAAGGAGCCACCAUUCCCGAGCACAUGCCUCUCACUAAGGCCGAGGAGAGGACUUUGAAGAGGAUCAGGAGGAAGAUCCGCAACAAGCAGUCUGCUCAGGAGAGCCGCAAGAAAAAGAAGGUGUAUGUUGAUGGACUGGAAAACAGGGUUGCUGUCUGCACUGCACACAACCUGGAACUUCAGAAGAAAGUCCAGCUGCUUCAGAAACAGAACAUCUCCCUGAUUGAGCAACUGAGGAAACUGCAGUCUAUAGUGAAGAUGUCUACUUUGAAGGCCAGCACAACCAGCACUUGUGUUAUGGUGUUCCUGCUCUCUUUUUGUCUCAUCAUCUUUCCUUCAGUUAAUCCAUUUGGUCGAAACACUGAACAGAAGGAGGUCUACACACCUUCAUCUGUCGUUUCCCGGACCUUGCGCUCAGUGCCGUCAGAAAACACAGAUCCUAUAUUUUACCUGGAGACUGAGGAGGAUCCACUUGUCUUGGUGUCAGAGGUGGUGGAGAACAGCAAAGCUAUUUUCUCAGGCGGUCAGAAGAACCACACCCCGGACUACCAGAGGGUGGAACAAGCCGACUCUGAGACAGGCGUCAACAGCAACUCCUCAGCAGACUUCCCCAGUCCAGCUCAGGCGGCAGAGAUGAAGCCGGGUUCACCUGGUGGUGCUAGUCCUCUAAAGGAAGGGUCCAUUGAUCCUGUGGUGGCGACUGCUGUGGCAUACGACGUCCCAGGAUCCAAGGACAACUGGAUUGACCGAAGCCCCCCGUCUGUCAUAUUACAGCAGCAUCGCUCUGAUGAGAUGUAGGAGUAUUUUCAUUAUUAGGACCAGCAGAGGGAGACAUUUUGUUAACUGAUGGAAAGCUGAAACUUAAAAUAAUGUUGAAGGUAAAAUAUUAUUUUCUGUCCAGAUAGGGAAUUCCCCUGUUUUUCACUGCAGUUUUUUUUUUUUGGCACUUUUAAUUUAAAUCAUUGAAAAAUUUAAAUGAUUUUUACAGUUUAAACUACUGUAUGUUUUAUAUUAAACAGGGCCAGUGUUGCCAUAAUAUAAAUCUCUGGUCUACUGCAGGACACAUGCUACUGAUAUAGCCUCCAGGGGUUUUUAACUUGUUUUUACAAUGUGACGACCAAAAGUUGUAGAUCUAAACUUGCAAACAUGGGAACAUUGAUACUUUUUUUUUUUUAACUUUUUUUUUCUACAAGAUUUAGAGAAGAGACUUUUUGCCUUCAGCAGAUGUUGACAAGCUCCUCAAAAGCAAUGCUAAAUCAUCAUUAAAAAAAAAGUCAUAAAAGUCCACCUCCUCCAUCACAGAUUGUAUUGUGAAAGAAAAGCUGCUUGACUCUCAUAAAGCUUGAACAAAGUGGUUGUUCGACCACUGUAUGUAUUGCUUAAGCCAUUGCAGGACAUUUGGCCAUUUAGAAGACUAGUAAAGUUUUAGUAUUUCCCUUGUACCAAGGGUAUACAUGCGCUUUAUAAUUUCAGAAUGCUCUUUUGUUUUUUGUACAGUAAAGCAAGAGGAAAUGUAAAAGAUUUACCCUGAACCCCUUCGUUUAUAAUUGUUAGUGAAGCCCAGUCUGCUUUAAACUGUUUUACCAGCUUGUCUUUCUUUAUAAAUGUUUAAAAUACCUUUCACUCUUGUGUUAGGAAGAAGGGGGAUUAUUAAAUAUUUGCUCAGUGAACUAUUUGCAGUACAGUAUAGUCAAAGACAUAAUGAUUUGUUCGUGAAACAUUUUAUUUGUGUAUAUAUUUUUUUGUUACUGUCGGUGAUAAAUGGAAUCUAAAUUGUACUGAAACAGCUUUGAUAAAAUUCACAUGCAAUGAGAUUUUAAAUGUUAGUCACGUCAAAACCAAUGCACUGACAUUUGGCAUAGUUUGAGAAUUAAAUGUAAAUACAAUAUAUGAUUGUUACUUUUCUGUACAUAUGAAUUCAAUGUAUGAUACAUGUCUGAAUAUCUGUCAUAAUAAACUUUUUUUUUUAUAAAUAAGAGCAUUUAAACAUUAAACAUUUUUGUUUCAUUA